Lindgomyces ingoldianus is the source of this 564-nucleotide messenger RNA. Its product is annotated as Prefoldin, subunit 4. The coding region runs from base 104 to 514 and encodes 136 amino acids. The transcript has 4 exons. Gene Ontology annotation, cellular component: prefoldin complex; cytoplasm. Gene Ontology annotation, biological process: protein folding. NCBI's taxonomy places the organism in Eukaryota, Fungi, Ascomycota, Dothideomycetes, Pleosporales, Lindgomycetaceae. The record is from RefSeq and is a predicted model, not a curated record.
CACCAUCGCCAAGACCUCCAAGCAACUCAAAUCUUCCACUUUGAACACCUCUUUUAACGCUCAGACUCUUUUCUUUAGUCGAACUAUUCUAGAUCUCGCAAUUAUGCAGCGUCGCAUGCUUACCAAAGAAGAGGAGGCCGCAACGGGCGGUGAAGAGACGGAAGUCCGCCGCGAGGACCAAGAGAAGAUCAACAAAUUCAGCACUUUGCACCAGAAAGAAACGAAUCUGGAGGACGAGCUGAAACUCAAACAGAAAGAGAAAGAAGAUCUGGAAGAAAUCUCCAAUGAACUCGAGCUCGUUGAUGAGGAAGAGAAAGUUAUGUACAAAAUCGGCGACUGCUUCGUCGCACUCCCACAACCUGAAGUCCUUGACCUACUAUCUACUUCUACAGAAGACAUUGACAAAGAGGUUACUGCCAUUGAAGAGCGGCUUAGUACGAUUCGCGACGAGAUGCAAGACCUCAAGGUCGCACUGUAUGCACGGUUCGGAAGAAGUAUUAACCUGGAAACCUGAGGUGCAUAUGCACAAGGGAGAAGUUUUCCGGUGAUGGCGUCAGGAUAUCC